Messenger RNA from Argentina anserina (silverweed cinquefoil), 2463 nucleotides. RefSeq names its product ABC transporter G family member 3. Gene Ontology annotation, cellular component: membrane. The transcript is spliced from 12 exons. The coding region runs from base 228 to 2399 and encodes 723 amino acids. Gene Ontology annotation, molecular function: ATP hydrolysis activity; ATP binding; ABC-type transporter activity. The record is from RefSeq and is a predicted model, not a curated record. NCBI's taxonomy places the organism in Eukaryota, Viridiplantae, Streptophyta, Magnoliopsida, Rosales, Rosaceae.
AAAAGCAGGUCAAAUAGUCCACUGAUUUGGCUUUCUCUGUCUCUCUUUCUCUCUGUCACUGUUACACUACUAGAAGCUCUCCCUGAGCUCUCACUCAGAUCCAGCUUGACAGGCCAAGGUUUGAUAACAGAGUUUGAUAAUAGUGUAGUGGUAGUGAGUUAGCAAGCUCGUUGUUGGACGAAAGUUAUUGUAGAAUGAACUGAAGUCUUGUCAUUGGUGAGAAGAUAAUGGAAGAAAUACAGUCACAGUCAGAUAAUUAUAGGUCGUCAUCAUCUUCAGCAAGCAGUCCGGCAAGUAGGGUGCCUUCAAGUAAUUUUUUCUACUUGCACAAACCUGGUUCACUCAGACAACCAAUCUCAUUUGAAGAUUCACCUGAGUGGGAGGACACAGAUGUUGAUGUUAGGGUGGAAGAAGGUGGUGACUCUAUCAAUAUUGCAACCACUCCGGUCUCACCAUCGCUUUCAAAGCUCAAUAGUGGGUCCUUGCCAUCCCCACCAUUACCCGAGGGUGCAACUGUAGUAAGAAAGAUUGCAGGGGCUUCAAUUGUGUGGAAGGACUUGACUGUUACAGUAAAAGGGAAAAGAAAGUACUCGGACAGGGUAGUGAAGAGUUCAAAUGGUUAUGCAUUGCCAGGAACUAUAACAGUAAUAAUGGGUCCUGCUAAAUCGGGGAAGUCCACACUACUAAGAGCACUUGCAGGAAGACUGCCUCACUCAGCAAAAAUGUAUGGUGAAGUGUUUGUAAACGGUAACAAAGUGUCAAUGCCAUAUGGUUCAUAUGGUUUCGUGAAGAGGGAAAUUAAUUUAAUUGGAUCUCUAACUGUUCGGGAGUUUCUGUAUUACUCAGCACUCCUUCAGCUUCCUGGUUUUUUUUGUCAGAAGAAGGGUGUAGUAGAGGAUGCUAUUCAUGCCAUGUCACUGGGUGAUUAUGCAAACAGAUUGAUAGGUGGUCACUGCUAUAUGAAAGGCCUUCCCAACGGAGAGAGACGGCGCAUUAGCAUUGCCCGAGAACUUGUGAUGAGGCCUCAUGUCUUAUUCAUAGAUGAGCCUCUUUAUCACCUUGAUAGUGUUUCUGCAUUGCUGAUGAUGGUUACCUUGAAGAAGCUUGCAAGUACAGGUUGCACUCUGAUAUUUACCAUUUACCAGAGCAGCACAGAAGUCUUUGGCCUAUUUGACAGGAUAUGUCUGCUUUCUAAUGGGAACACCCUUUUCUUUGGAGAAACAUUGUCUUGCUUGCAGCACUUCUCAAAUGCUGGAUUUCCAUGUCCGAUAAUGCAAAGUCCUUCCGAUCACUUCCUGCGUGCAAUAAAUACAGAUUUUGAUAGGAUCAUUGCAAUGUGCAAGAACUGGCAGGAUGACAAUGGGGACUUCUCAUCUGUAAACAUGGACACAGCUGUUGCAAUACGCACCCUUGAAGCAACUUAUAGAUCAUCAGCUGAUGCUGCUGCAGUUGAAAAUAUGAUACUAAGACUCACAGAGAAGGAAGGUCCAUUACUUAAAAGCAAAGGAAAGGCUGGCAGUGCUACACGGAUAGCAGUCUUAACUUGGAGAUCAUUAUUGAUAAUGUCAAGGGAAUGGAAAUACUACUGGCUUCGACUUAUUCUUUAUAUCAUAUUUGCACUCUCUGUUGGUACAGCAUUUUCUGGCUUAGGGCAUUCCUUGUCUUCAGUUCUGACAAGAGUUGCAGCCAUAUUUGUGUUUGUUUCAUUUACUGCACUACUAAGCAUCGCUGGAGUUCCUGCAAUUAUGAAAGAAGUCAAGAUAUAUGCGAGUGAAGAGUCAAACCAACAUUUGGGGGCACUAGUCUUUUUAGUUGGGCAGCUUCUCUCUAGUAUCCCGUUCCUGUUCCUCAUCUCUAUCUCGUCAAGUCUUGUCUUCUACUUCCUUGUAGGAUUGCGAGAUGAGUUCAGCUUGCUGAUGUACUUCGUGCUAAAUUUCUUCAUGUGCCUAUUAGUCAAUGAAGGACUGAUGCUGGUUGUUGUAUCUUUAUGGCGAGACGUUUAUUGGAGCACCCUGACUCUAGUAUCUGUACAAGUGAUAAUGAUGCUAUCUGCGGGCUAUUUCAGAAUUCGAAAUGCUUUGCCUAAACCAGUGUGGACAUAUCCAAUAUCGUAUAUUGCUUUCCACACCUACUCUAUACAGGGGCUGUUGGAGAAUGAAUACCUUGGGACUUCCUUUGCAGUUGGGCAGGUACGGACCAUCUCUGGGUAUCAAGCACUCCGAAGUGCAUACGAUACCUCUAUGGACAGUAAUUCCAAGUGGGCAAAUUUAUUGGUGUUGUUUCUAAUGGCAGUUGGGUAUCGUCUCCUCGUCUUUGUUUUACUGUACUUUCGAGUCGGGAAUAAAAGGUUCAUGUCUAAGAUUUUCAAGUGUAAUCGGGAUACAAACAAUGCAAGAUAAAUGAAGUUGCCAUGUGCUUCAUUUGGCUCCCAAAAUUGUAAAAUUGUCUUUGCAUGUGCAAUUU